Messenger RNA from Acanthochromis polyacanthus (spiny chromis), 1112 nucleotides. Its product is annotated as cytochrome c oxidase assembly factor 6 homolog. Gene Ontology annotation, biological process: respiratory chain complex IV assembly. The transcript has 3 exons. Gene Ontology annotation, cellular component: mitochondrion; respiratory chain complex IV. Bases 211 to 453 code for a protein of 80 amino acids. The record is from RefSeq and is a predicted model, not a curated record. NCBI's taxonomy places the organism in Eukaryota, Metazoa, Chordata, Actinopteri, Pomacentridae.
ACGUCAUCAUCCUGCGACACGGAAGUGCUGCUGUGCGCGUCCUUCACUUUGGUCAGUAACCAAACACGUUAUAAAAGUCCGGUGGUUGUUGAUUCGUAACAGCUUUUGGCUGAUUUUGCGGGGUUUAUGGAGUGAUAGCAGCAAAGAAGCGGUGGUCGGAACGAAGAAGUCCUCCGCGAGGUUUUAAGGUUUAAUUCGAGUCCAGCAGCAAUGGCAGCUCCAAACUCAGCAGAGAGAAAGGCCUGCUGGGAUUCCAGGGAUCUGCUCUGGAAAUGUUUAGAUGACAAUGAUGACAAAGCUGCAUCCUGCCAGAAGUUCCAGAGUGAAUUUGAGGCAAACUGUCCUGCACAAUGGGUGAAAUAUUUCACCAAGAGAAGAGAUUUCUUGAAAUACAAGGAGAAAAUGCAGAAAGAGGGCUUUAAACCAGCUGAAGGCCCCCAGGAGGCAUCCUAACCACUACACAACCAUCAAAAUCUGCAAGACGACUUUUCAGCAUAUUCAAAGUUGGGGCAGAGAUGCAGGACUUGGAAAGGAGUUUUCAGCUUCAUUGUGGACAGAGUACUUUAACUUCACGUUUAUCGUUAUUUAUUUGAAGAGGAAAAACGCUGCUUUAGGAAAUCCAAAUGUCAGCACGAGGGAGCUGUGUGAGCUUCCAUCUUCAGAAUGCAAUGAAGUGACAUCAGCUCAUGUCAUCCAGAACAGCCAGUGUAAUGUGCACUUAAUGAGUACUGUUGGAUUUCACAUAAGCGUAACUUCUGAUGGCAUUGUCAACAAAUUUUACAAUUGUUGCCUGUGAAAUACCUAAUUACACUGGGGUUCUGCAGUCUCUCACAUGCUGGGUGUGUCCAUGAUUUAAGAAAGGAGCUAUUUAUCCUAACGCUGUCCAAGAUGCUUUUUCUGUGAUUCUCUUUAUUGAAAUAAGUCUGGUGUUUGGGGUUAAUGAUGUUUUUAUGAAUUCAAAGCCAUCAUUCAUGAUAAAUGUGUGAUUUACAAAUAAAUGCUGGUUUGUACUGAUUGCAGUCACCUUAUAUUUCCAGAACAGUGCCUCAUUUGGCAAAAUCAGAGAAGUGUGACUGACUUGUGUUGUUUGUGAAUAAAUGAAAUCAACAGAG